Messenger RNA from Sceloporus undulatus (fence lizard), 3798 nucleotides. RefSeq names its product lipoprotein lipase (gene LPL). The transcript has 10 exons. Bases 138 to 1622 code for a protein of 494 amino acids. Gene Ontology annotation, biological process: lipid metabolic process. The record is from RefSeq and is a predicted model, not a curated record. Lineage: Eukaryota; Metazoa; Chordata; Lepidosauria; Squamata; Phrynosomatidae. Gene Ontology annotation, molecular function: lipoprotein lipase activity; apolipoprotein binding.
GCCAGGGUUGGAGAAGGAGCAGAGUGCACUGCUGCUCUUGCUGGGCUGUCUCCAAAGUGCUUCCAACUUGGAGGAAACUUUGUCUCUCUCUGUGUCUCUUUGGCAGGGAAUUCUUGGCUACAAGGUUUCAAGGCAGCAUGGGCAAAGGAGGAGCGGUGCUGGCGGCCCUGUGGGUCUGGAGCCACUGCAUGGUCACUCUGGCAGCAGCAGCAGCAGCAGCAGCAGGAAGAGGAGGAGGAGGAGGAGGAGGAGGAGAGUCGCCUGCCUUGGCCACCGCUGCCUCCAGAGCCAUUACAGAAAAACGGAGAGACUUCAGCGGUAUUAAGAGCAAAUUUUCUCUAAGGACACCUGAGAAAACUGAUGAAGACACCUGUCUCAUAGUUCCUGGGCAGGACACAAGUGUAGCACAAUGCAACUUCAAUCACACAAGUAAAACCUUUGUGGUGAUACAUGGAUGGACGGUGACUGGCAUGUAUGAGAGCUGGGUUUCAAAGCUGGUAAAGGCACUGUACAUGAGGGAGCCUGACUCAAAUGUCAUUGUUGUCGAUUGGUUGGCUUUGGCCAGUUUACAUUAUCCUGUAUCUGCUGGCUACACAAAGUUAGUGGGAAAAGAUGUUGCCACAUUUGUUAACUGGAUGGAGGAGCAAUUUGGUUACUCUCUGGACAAAGUCCAUCUGUUGGGAUACAGCCUUGGUGCACAUGCAGCUGGUAUUGCUGGAAGUCUGACUGAUAAAAAGAUUAAUAGAAUCACUGGUUUAGAUCCAGCAGGACCCCGUUUUGAAUAUGCUGAGGAAUCUGUACGCCUUUCCCCAGAUGAUGCUGUCUUUGUAGAUGUCCUGCACACUUACACAAGGGGUACCCCUGAUCUCAGUAUUGGGAUACAGAAACCUGUUGGGCAUAUUGAUAUCUACCCUAACGGGGGUGGCUUCCAACCAGGUUGCACUUUUGUAGAAACAAUGCAAAUGGUUGCCAAGUCAUGGCUUCAAGAACCAGAUCAAUUGGUGAAAUGUUCUCAUGAACGCUCCAUCCACCUCUUCAUUGACUCCCUCUUGUAUCAGAAAGAACCAAUUAUGGCAUACCGCUGUAACUCAAAAGAAGCAUUUGAAAGAGGGCUCUGCUUGAGCUGUAGAAAGAACCGCUGCAACAAUUUAGGCUAUAAAGUCAACAGAGUGAGAAGCAAGAGGUCUGCGAAAAUGUAUUUGAAGACCCGAGCUCAAAUGCCUUACAAAGUUUUUCAUUACCAAGUUAAGAUGCAUUUAUUUGGGAACGCUAGCAUCACUAAGACAAGCCAGCCUUUCCUUAUCUCUCUCUAUGGCACUAAGAAGGAAAGUGAGAACAUUGAUUUUGUACUGCCUAAGAUCUCUACAAACAAAACCCACUCCUUCCUCAUAUACACAGAGGUCGAUAUUGGAGAGUUACUCAUAGUUAAACUGCAGUGGGAAAAGGACUCCUUUUUAAGCUUGACAGAUUGGUGGAGUACCCCCAAGUUUAGCAUCCAGAGGAUUAGAGUCAAGGCUGGAGAAACCCAGAAAAAGUUGGUCUUCUGCUCUCCAGAUGGAUUAUCUUCUCUAACAAAAGGGGGCAAACCUGUAGAAUUUGUAAGAUGCCAUGGAAAAAUAUAAUGCUGCAGAUUCAUGAGCUCUGGCAAGUUAUGGAAUACUGGUGCUUGAGUUCUUCAAAGAAUAAAAAGUAAAUGAAGAAGUUCAGUUCCAGGAAAGGAAUCCCCAAGUGCUGGAUAAUCAGGACUGAGUGUUUAGAAAUACUUAACAGCCUUCUGUAAUACUGUCAAGCUUACUUUUGAAUAACUUUCACCUAAAUCCAGCAUGUAGGAUUUGUUGCACCAGAGUUAGAUUGGGGAUGCACAGUCAAAUGCAUAUCCAGCUGAAAGUUGUGCAGUGCUGAUGGAUAAUAUUUUCAUUCCAGUUAAUAUCACUGAUUCAUGAUUCCAUGGGAGAUAUUUAUGCAGAAGCCUACUUCCAUUUUAUCUGGUUCAGUGUAUUUUUUUAUAUCAUCUCAACACAGGAGGUGGUGGAGGAGUGGGGACAUAUUAGCCAAACAUUUUAAAAUCAAAGCACGAAAGAAACCAUUUACAAAUGGUGAUAGAUUCAUUAUUGGGAACAAGCUACAACAAUUUUCAUAGUACUUGUAACAAAAGUGUCUCAAUUUUUAUAAGGAACCAUGUUUAAAAAAUGUUAUGUAAAAGCUACAUAUUUUUUAAGAUUAUAAAUUUGUUCUUUUCAUCUGUAACUGGAUACCUUGCUGGACAAUGUGCAUUCAGUAUAUUUAUACAUUUUUGUAUCCUUUGCUGGCUAAACCCUAAGAAUUUCUGUUACAUGGGAAUAGAUAUAUUCUCACAUGUCUGUUUCCCUUACCUGGGUAGGACGGAAUAAAUGGAGAGUAUUUAUGCAUUCUGAAAGAUUCCAAGAUUAGCUCUUUUAUAUUUUGUCAGUAGUUAUCUAGAUUUAGGCUUAUUCAUACAGUCUUUAUAGGAGUUCUUUUUUUUGCAAGAGAAGCAAGCAUUUCCAGUUUUCUUUGCUCAUUUUUAAAAUAUGAAUCCAGUGCUUUUCCGAGGCACGCUUUAAUGAGGCAUCAAAUUAUUAACCCCUGUAAAGGAGAAGCUGACUGUUGAAAACUGCAGGAGCAUUGGUUUCAUAAUCAGUUUUCAUUAACUGGACCAAAGUCACUAUCUUGGACAGUGGUCACAACUAUGUUCACUGUUGCUCUCUAAAUUCCAAAGGCCAUGUUCUUUUAUUUUUAUAUAUCAGUUUGCCUAAUUUUGAGAGCAGAGCCUGUAUCUCUUGCUAAAUAAUAAAAAUAACAGAACCUGAAAACAGUGUUUAUUUGAGGUACAAUGCUGUAUUCUACACACUGAGUAUGAGCAAACAUUAUACACUUUGAAUCAAAGUCAUGAAGACUUGAAAGAGUUUUAAUACAAGGAGGCAGUUGAAGAAAUAUUGAUUAGCAAGGUGAAAAUAAUUUGUUCCUUGAUUGACCAAAAACUCAAACCUUGCAAACAAAAUUGCAGCAUUACAUGGCUUAGGCGGUUUAUUAAGUUAUAUGUUUAAAACUUGCAAUGGAAGUCAUGUUUGUGUGAAGACAGUAAUUGUGGUUUGCCUGAAUUUAUAUAUUGGUCCUCUACCACCUGUUUAUCUGACAUUCACUAUUUAUUAUUACAACAAAAGUUUAUUACAGAGAAAUGAAUGAAGCCCAUUUAAAGUAAAAUCUGCGACACAAGAGAAACAAAAUCUUUGAGAGUUCUUUAAAAGAAAGAAUCGAUAAUACACAGUUCUCUCAAAAAUGGUUUUCCAGUCUCUCACAAUAUAGACAGUUCUGAAUUAGAAAAUAAAGUGAGUCAUAGUUUCUUUUUUAUUAAGUUCAUGCUUCCAUCUUUCAGUUGCCUGAAGAGUGAAGUUUGAAGCUUUGACAGACAAUGUAUUAUGAGUUGCACAUUUUAAUACACAAAUAUAAACACCAAAAGCACUUAAUCACCAAAUGGUGAAAUGUUUUAUAUGUGAGAAAGUAUAAUGUGGCUUUAACUGUGACUAUUUAUUGUCUGUAAAAUACAUCUAUGUAUAUGCGUAAAAAAGUUACUUUGUAUAUAUUGAUGAUGUUAUCAAGGCUAUAAUGCAUUUAUACAGUUUUGUGGUAUAAUCUCUGUAAAUAGCUCUUAGAAUGAGAAUUUAUGAUAUAUUAUAUGAAAAAUGCUGCCGUGGUCAACUUUUUCUCAAGACACAGCUCUGUUUUGUACUGCAUUGAAGUCUGCAAACUUAUUAAAAGUAACAAGCUAUUAUGGAAUAA